CGCAAAGCCAAGUUUUUUUUUUUCCUUUUCUUCUUCCUAAGAUUCCCCUUUCUCCUUCCUACCGCUUUCUCUAGCAGCUCUAGCUCGGUGGGUGCUUCGCCUUCGCGGCGCAAUGAUUCGCGUCCUGCUCGCCGGUCGGGAGGAGGACUUGUAGCAAGCAGUCUAGCGGUAGCAGUGCAGUGCUCGGAGGAGGGCGGAGGAGCUCCCAAUCUGCAGCCGGCCUGCGCUGCCGGCCGCGCAGGACGGCAGGAGGAUCGAUCGCUCGAUCGAUUUGAUUCGCCUGCGGCGGGAGAGGAGGAUGUUCAAGCUGCACCGACACCGCUCGUCGGACCGCAGCGUCGGCGAGCGCUACGAGUUCAGGUUCUCCAGCUUCCGCGCCGUCCAGGUCCCUGCGGUAUCGGACAGGCUAUUCCUUUCAAUAAUCUCAGUGGAUACUGGAAAAACAAUCGCCAAAUCCAGUAAAACAGCCGCCCGCAGCGGAAUCUGUCAAUGGCCUGAUUCCAUAUUGGAACCAAUUUGGUUUUCUCGAGAUGAAGUGUCAAAAGAAUUCUAUGAGUGCCAAUACAAGAUUGUUGUUUCUAUGGGAUCGAUAAAAACUGCUAUUCUAGGGGAAAUUUUCCUAAACCUGUCCAACUUUCUGAAUUUGGUGGACCCGACUGCUAUCUCUCUGCCAUUGAAGAGAUGCAAUUCUGGAACAGUCUUACAGCUUAAAGUUCAAUGUAUUGGCACAAAGUCUAAGUUGAGUGGUAUGAGGUCUUCGAAGGACAUGCCUCCUCGCGUCGAUAAUCGUUCUCCAAUAAAUGAUGAUAUGGAUAACAAAUCAGAUGGCUCUGACAAUAUGUUCAACAAUAGUGUUCGUUCUUCGUCAGGAAAUCCUUUAGUCGGCACUUAUCAAGACGAAUCUGGAAACAGGGAAAUGAGUUUCUCAGCCUCAGGGUCUCAUCGGAGUUCCAAUUCUGGAGAUAGUACAGUGGAUAGAGCAAACCUGUCUCCUAUAGCCAACUCUAAUGGCGGGCUGUACGUGGGAAGGCAGGAUUCAGCUAGUUCCUAUGCUAGCGCUGGCCGUGGUGAUGAAGGAUUCAGAUCAAACAAUUCAUCUUUCAGUUCCCGGGCUUCAGGUCCAAACGUGCUGCAAGGAAAUACUCCAAAAUCAUUUUCAAAUGGGAUUGCUCAGUCAUCAUUGGGGACAUCGGAUUCAUCUAAAGAUCUUCUUGAAGCUGCUGAAGAAACAAUUGAGGAACUCCGUGAUGAGGCAAAGAUGUGGGAACGGCAUUCUCGCAAAUUGAAGGCUGAUCUAGAGGCACUGAAGAAGGAAUGUUCCGAGAAAUCCAGGCAACAGACUGAGCUAGCUGUUGAACUGUCUGCUGCACAUGCAGAGCGGGAUUCCUAUAGGCAAGAAAUCGAAGAAUUGAAGUCAUCUCGGCAAGAGGUAACCACACGGCAAACCAAAUCAGGAACCCCCAAACGAGGGGACUGGAUCGAUCUGCAGAAGGAACUAGAAGAUGAGAUGAAGUUUCUGAAAGAAUCAAAUUUAAACUUAACGGUACAACUGAAGAAUACCCAAGAGGCAAAUAUAGAGCUCGUUUCUAUUCUUCAGGAACUGGAAGAGACCAUAGAAGAACAGAGAGCGGAAAUUUCUAAGGUCAAGGAUGUCACUAACCCUGGUGUCUCAAAAGAUGGGUUGUUUGUCAAAGAAGACACAGAAUGGGCUAGGAAACUGUCAAUGAAAGAUGAUGAAAUCACAAUGUUGAGGGAGAAACUUGAUCGUGUUCUCAAUAUUGAAACUGCAGGUGUUGCAGGUUCUGAUGCGGUUUAUCUCGAAUUGGAGAAAGAAAAUGAAAUUUUAAGGGUUAAAAUACAAGAACUCGAGAAAGAUUGUUCUGAACUAACAGAUGAAAAUCUGGAGCUUAUAUAUAAGCUCAAAGAAAACGGGGCGUCACAAGGGCAGGUCUCUUGUGUUUCAAACAGCGGUGAAUUGCAAAUUGAAAAGCUUACAUCAAAAAUAGAUCAACUGGAAGAGGAACUUAGGAAUAAGGAAAUGUUGCAUAUUGGCAGUUUCACUGAGGCAUCAAUGUCCAACGCCAAAGAAUUACAGAGAAAGUGUGCUGACCUUGAGUUGAAGCUGGUACAUUUUAGGUCUCAGGCCGGUGAACUCGAAGAGAAGUUCCAAAAAAGCCAAGAAGAGCUAGAACAAAAAAAUCUUGAGCUAUCUAAGUCGAGAGAUGAGCUUGAAAGCUUCCAUUCUACAGAACAGGAAGGUAGUGAAACUGGUGGUGCGAGAGGAUACCAAUUUAGAAGAGAAGAUCUAGAAGAUAGCAAAUCGGAGGCCGAUAUGCUGAAGACUAGAGUUCAGCUACAACAACAAGAAACUGAUGACUUGCGACGCUACAAAGUUGAAACAGAAAGUUUUAUUUCUGAAAUUCAGGCAGAGAAGAGUCAGUUAGUGGAGCGCUUGGCAGCAUCAGUUAAAGAAAGUAGCAUCACUUCAAAAUGCUUGGAUGAACUGCAGCAAGAUAUUUUUGUGCUUUCUAGCAGCGUAGAUUCACAUGUGUCUGCUAAUAAGGUUCUCGAAAGAAAGAUAACUGAACUUGAAAGCUGCAAAGCUGAACUAGAGUUGCAUAUAUCAGAACUGGAACAGGAAAAUAUAGAGUUGUCAGAACGGAUAUCUGGACUGGAAGCUCAGUUAUCUUACAUGACAAAUGAAAAGGAGUCAAGCGAGCUGCAGAUGCAUGACUCCAAAUCACUUGUCAUCAAUCUCAAAGAUAAAGUAGAGCGACAACAAGUAGAGAUGGAUACCAUAAGGCUUGAGUUUAAGCAAAAGCAACAAGAAGCUCAAAGAAAAUUGACCGAAGCGCAGGAUGAUUCAGAAGUUCUGAGAAGAUCUAAUUCGAAUCUACAAUCUACAGUUGAGAACCUUAUUGAAGAGUGCAGUUCUCUUCAAAAUCUAAUUGCAGAUCUCAAGAGGCAGAAGUUGGAAUUGCAUGGCCGUUUUACGCAACAAGAGCAGGAACUGGAUAACUCGAAAAAAAGGAACUUCGAGUUUUGUAAAACUGUGGAAUUCCUAGAGACAAAGCUUACUUCACUUCAGAAAGACAUAUCUUCCAAAGAGCAAUCUUUACUCUCAGAACUGGAGAGUAUAUUCCAGGAGCACAUGGAGCAAGAAGAAAAAAUAAAUCGUGCUCAUUUCAUGUUGAAUAAGAUCGAGAAAGAAAAGACUCUUGAAGUAGAGAAUCUUGAGAGGGAGGUCAUGAGUCUUAGUGCACAGGUGUCCUCCACACACGAGGAGAGAGAAAAUGCCACAGUGGAUGCCAUUCGAGAGGUUUCUAUCCUGCGAGCUGACAAGGCUAAACUUGAGGCUAAUUUCGAAAAUGUUAGUGAACAGUUGAGACAUUAUGAGUCUCAGAUAGAAGACCUUCGGAAGGAGUCCAAAAACAAGAUUAAAGGUUUGGUCGAUUCCCUUAAUGCAUCCAAACAGAGCGAGGAAAUGUUGACCGCAGAUGCUGAACAUAUGAAAAAGUUAAUGGAAGCUGCCAAGUCCAAUGAAGAUGAUCUAAGGAUGACCUCUGGUGAACUAGAGCUAAAACUUAAAUCCAGUGAUUAUGAGAAACAGCAGCUGAUGGAAGAAAUUUCCGGUCUGAAACUUCAGGUACAGAAAAUAACGAGUCUUCAAGAUGAAGUUUUCAAGCUUAGAAAUUCCCUUGAUGAGACUAAGUUUGAAAAGGGAAAACUCGAGGAACUACAGCAAUCUGUGACUGAGGAAUGUGAAGAACUGAAGGCACAGAAAGCUAUGCUAACAGAUAAAGUGUCCAAUAUGGAGGAGACUUUGAAGAGUGGUGAAGAAGAAAAACGAAGCAGAAGAUCUAUGCAAGCAAAGCUUGUGAGACUGGAGAGUGAUCUGUCGGCAUCGGAAGCAUCACAUGUACAUGAAGCAGAGUUAAAGAACGAACUUAGUAGGAUCAGAAGAUCAAAUAGUGAAUAUCAGAGGAAGAUACAGUCUCUUGAGCAGGAAAUUGAGGAUCUCACUAGGCAAGCUCAACUCGAUGGAAAGCAGGACAUUGGAUAUUCUACAGAUAAUGGGGAAACUGACAUUCAGUCAAAGAUUCAAUUACUAGAAAUGAAGCUUGCAGAGGCUUUGGAGGAAAAUAGGAUGUACAGGGCUCAAGAAAAGAGUCCCAUGCCUGAGGGGCAAUCUGCUGGUGAGGAUGGCAAGGUGAACAAUACCGACAGGAUUUUGCAAUUGGAAGGAGAGCUAAGAGAUAUGAAAGAGCGUUUACUCAACAUGAGCUUGGAGUAUGCAGAGGUAGAGGCUCAGCGGGAACGAUUAGUGAUGGAGCUGAAAACGAUCAAGAAAGGGCGAUGGUUCGCAUGAUGGAGAACAUAGAUGGGCAUAAUCAGCCAGAGUUCUGUGCCAUGAUAACGAGGCAACCUUUUCCAAUUAUCAUGUCGGAACAAGAGUAAAACUAGAUGUGAUGUCCAUUGGACAUGCUAGUUGGUACUGGAGGAUGUGCACACAAACAUAAUGUUACCCUGACGAGGCGAAAAUUGUGGGUCUGAUAAUUUCCUGGAAGAAAAGGUCACCUCCAGCUGUAAAGCCUCACUAUGGCAAUUCCGACUUAACCAAUCGAUCAUGCAAUACCUUGUUUCCUUCAGCCUGUAUACAUUUUCCUCAGUUGAUCGGGAGGGUGAACGCUAUUUGCUCAUAUGGUUACUCGGAUAGCCCGCCGUUUACAUGAUUACAUGCAUGCCUGCAGAGGCCCCUUUAACUGUCGAUAAAUGUAGUUUCCUUUCUUGGUGAGAUCAGCUCCAAGAGGUUAAGUUAGUAGAAGAGUCAUUAUACUCGUCUCGUACAGUAUUGUAAUGUGAUGUGUAAAAUAUGAACGGCUUAACUACUUAUUCAUUUUCAUUCUUCAUCAAGCCUGUCAGGAAUACAUUUCAUUAUGUCAUGUGAUCUGGAGAAUAAUUUCCAUGAGUAUAUAGUUGAGCUAUUCCUCUAA
This is a messenger RNA of Brachypodium distachyon (stiff brome), 4994 nucleotides long. Its product is annotated as myosin-10. The transcript is spliced from 9 exons. The coding region runs from base 299 to 4369 and encodes 1356 amino acids. Lineage: Eukaryota; Viridiplantae; Streptophyta; Magnoliopsida; Poales; Poaceae. The record is from RefSeq and is a predicted model, not a curated record.